UCGAGGUGGAGAAGGGAAUUUGGGGAGCAUGGAGUUCCUCAGGGCAUCUCUCAUUUCUCGUUUUCCCCGGCUGCAGGGAGAAUGGGGCUUUUGCACGUCUGCAGGACAGAGAUUCCCCGUGUCCUUUGAGGAGGUAGCCAUUUCCUUCACGGCAGAGGAAUGGGCUCUCCUGGAUGCCGGCCAGAGAAAACUCUACUGGGAUGUUACGGAGGAAAAUUAUGAGACUAUGGCCUCUCUGGGGAACGACAUUUCUCAGAAGGCUUUGCAAGCAGGAGGAAGGUCAACCUUGCCUUUCCCAGGUGUUCAUGGGGUGGUGUUUCCCUCAGGUGGAAACGGAAAUGUAUGGAAAGUGCAGUUUCCCAGGGGCUCUCUUUCUUGUUUCCCCUUGCUGGAGAGAGAAUUUGGCUCCUGCACAUCUUCAGGAGAACAAUCCCAAGCUUCCUUUGAGGAGGUAGCUGUGUUCUUCAUGGAGGAGGAAUGGGCUCUCCUGGAUCCAGCCCAAAGAAAACUUUUCUGGGAAGUUACAGAGGAAAAUUAUGAGACUGUGGCUUUUCUGGGUAAGGAUGUGAGGGAGAUGGGGAGUGAGAAGGACUCAGGAAGAAGAGUUGUGGAAAAAGACAAUGAUCUGCAGGUGGAAGCAAAAUCUAAGAGUGGAAAGAGCUUCUCUUCAAAGACCUACCUACGUGAACAUCAAAAGGUUGACACAGGCAAGAAGUCCUAUAAAUGCUGGGAGUGUGGAAAGUGCUUCUCUCAGAAUCGCUAUCUAAUAGUACAUCAAACUAUUCAUACUGGGAAGAAGCCGUAUAAAUGCUUGGAGUGUGGAAAGUGCUUCUCUUUUAAUGGUGACCUAACUAAACAUAAAAAGAUCCAUACAGGGGAGAAGCCAUAUAAAUGCUUGGAGUGUGGAAAGUACUUUUCUCAGAAUGGUAACCUAGCUAAGCAUCAAAGGAUUCAUACAGGGGAGAAACCAUAUAAAUGCUAUGAGUGUGGAAAGUCCUUCUGUCAAAAAGGUGGCUUAACUGUACAUCAGAAGGCUCAUACAGUGGAGAAGCCAUAUAAAUGCUUAGAGUGUGGAAAGAACUUUUCUGAGAAUAGCACCCUAACCGUACAUCAAAGGGUUCACACAGAGGAGAAGCCAUAUAAAUGCUUAGAGUGUGGCAAGAGAUUCUCUCACAAUGAAAACCUAACUGCACAUCAAAAGAUUCACUCAGGAGAGAAAACAUAUAAAUGUUUAGAAUGUGGAAAGUGCUUUGCUUGGAAGUGCAGCCUACCUGUACAUCAAAGGAUUCAUGCAGGGGAGAAGCCAUAUAAAUGCCUGGAGUGUGGAAAGUGCUUUUUUCGGAGUGACUGCUUAAUUGUACAUCAAAAGUUUCACACAGGAGAAAAACCAUAUAAAUGCCUGGAGUGUGGAAAGUGUUUCUCUAUGAAAAGUGGCCUAACUGUACAUCAAAGGAUUCAUACAGGGGAGAAGCCAUAUACAUGCUUGGAGUGUGGAAAGUGCUUUUUUCAGAAUGCCCAUUUAAUUGUACAUCAAAAGUUCCAUAAAGGGGAAAAACCAUAUAAAUGCUUGGAGUGUGGAAAGUGCUUCACUUUGAACAGCAGCCUAACUGCACAUCAAAAGAUUCACACAGGAGAGAAGGCAUAUAAAUGCUUGGAGUGUGGAAAGUGCUUCUCCCAGAGUGGUGACCUAACUAAACAUCAGAAGACUCAUACAGGGGAGAAGCCAUAUAAAUGCUUGGAGUGUGGAAAGUGCUUCACUGUAAAUGGUGGCUUAACUGUACAUCAGAAGGUUCACACAGGAGAGAAGCCAUAUAAAUGCUUGGAGUGUGGAAAAUGCUUUUCUCGGAAUGACCACAUUAUUUCACAUCAAAGGAUUCAUUCAGGGGAGAAGCCAUAUAAAUGCUUGGAGUGUGGCAAGUGUUUCUGUUUGAACAGCAGCCUAACUGCACAUCAAAAGAUCCAUACAAGGGAGAAGCCAUAUAAGUGCUUAGAGUGUGGAAAGUGCUUUUCUCAGAAUGUCAACCUAGCUGCACAUCAGAAGAUUCAUACAGGGGAGAAGCCAUAUAAAUGCUUGGAAUGUGGAAAGUCCUUUUCUCGGAAUGGCCACCUAACUGCUCAUUCAAAGGUUCAUAUCGUGGAAAAACCAUAUAAAUGCAUGGAGUGUGGAAAGUGCUUCUUUCUGUAUGGCACACUAACAGCACAUCAAAAGGUUCACGCAGGGGAGAAGCCAUAUAAGUGCUUGGAAUGUAGAAAGUGCUUCUCUCGGAAUGGCGACCUAAUGAAACAUCAGACGGUUCACACAGGGGAGAAGCCAUAUAAAUGCUUGGAGUGUGGCAAGUGCUUCUCUCAGAAUAGCCACUUAAAUGUACAUCAAAAUGUCCAUGCAGGGGAGAAGCCAUAUAAAUGUUUGGACUGUGGAAAAUGUUUCUCUCAGAAUGGCCACUUAACUAGGCAUCAAAAGGUUCACACAGGGGAGAAGCCAUAUAAAUGCUUGAAGUGUGGCAAGUGCUUCUCUCUGAAUGUCAACCUAACAGCACAUCAAAAGGUGCACACAGGGGAAAAGCCAUAUAAAUGUUUGGAGUGUGGCAAGUGCUUCUCUCAGAAUGGCGACCUAACUAAACACCAUAAGGUUCACACAGGGGAGAAGCCUUAUAAAUGCUUGGAGUGUGGCAAAUGCUUUUCACAGAAUGCCAACCUAUCUACACAUCAAAAGAUUCACACAGGAGAGAAGCCAUAUAAAUGCUUGGAUUGUGGAAAGUGCUUUUCUCGGAAUGGCCACCUAACUGCACAUCAAAAGAUUCAUAUAGUGGAGAAGCUGUAUAAAUGCUCGGAGUGUGGGAAAUGCUUCUCUUGGAACAAUGAUCUAACCAGACAUCAAAAGUUUCACGUAGGAGAAAAGCAACAUAGAUGCUUGGAGUGUGGGAAAUGUUUCUUUUUGUAUGGUGCUCUAACAGCGCAUCAAAAGAUUCACACAGGGAGAAGCCCUUUAAAUGCUUGGACUGUGGAAAGCACUUCUUUAGGAAUGGUGACUUAACUAAACACCAGGAAGUUUACAUAGG
Heteronotia binoei (common prickly gecko) is the source of this 3059-nucleotide messenger RNA. Its product is annotated as zinc finger protein 665-like. Lineage: Eukaryota; Metazoa; Chordata; Lepidosauria; Squamata; Gekkonidae. Gene Ontology annotation, biological process: regulation of transcription by RNA polymerase II. The record is from RefSeq and is a predicted model, not a curated record. Gene Ontology annotation, molecular function: RNA polymerase II cis-regulatory region sequence-specific DNA binding; DNA-binding transcription factor activity, RNA polymerase II-specific. Bases 29 to 3034 code for a protein of 1001 amino acids. The transcript is spliced from 7 exons.